AGACAAAAACUACAUUAACCACAACCGUGGAGCUUUGUGUUCAUGCUGUCGACACUAGACAGCAGUGGUUGCGGAGCUUUCAGAGAAUGAAAACACACGAAAAUGGGCUGCGUUUGUGAUAUUGUAUAGCUAACUAGCAAAUAGUUUACGUUUCCCACUAUUUAUCAUUUAGGAGGGAUAUUAUUGAGGAGGGAUACCAGAAAAGUUGCUAACAACGGUCGCAGUCCGUUAGCUAAACCGCAGACGGGAUGUAACGUAAAUGCAGACUGGACCAGCCGCAGGAGCCGGUAGCAGCAGGCAGUCACACCCUUGUCUGGAGACACUGGAGGAGCCCUGUCUGCCGAGCAACAAGAAACUGCUAUCCUUCGUAUGUUGAGAUGUGUUGUAACCUUAUAGCUAUAGCCUCAGAAGUCUGAAUUGGAUAUUAAGUUGACGGGGGGAGUGUGGACAGGAUAUGACUGACUCAUCAUCAUGGCACGGACAGAGAUAACCCUGACCAGUCUGUCUGCUGCAGAGCCAACCAGACAGCAUCACAACUAGCAAGAAAGUUGUUUAUUAGCUGUUUUAUUAUUAUUAUCCCCACCACUCUCUACUGUGGCAUAAUGAAUACGCCGGUGUACACCUUUGUCACCCGUGACGACAACAGCACUGUUUAUGCAGAAGUUUCCAAAAUCCUCCUCUCGACUGGACAGUGGAAGAGGCUGAAAAGAGACAAUCCCAGAUUCAACUUGAUGCUUGGUGAACGGAACAGAUUACCCUUUGGACGUCUAGGUCAUGAACCAGGACUGGUGCAGCUGGUGAAUUACUACAGAGGAGCAGACAAGCUUUGCAGGAAGGCGUCUUUGGUCAAGCUAAUAAAGACCAGCCCAGAGCUGUCCGACUCCUCUAACUGGUUUCCAGAAUCCUACAUCAUCUAUCCCACUAACCUCAACACCCCCGUCGCUCCGGCUACAAACGGCAUCAGCCAUCUGAAAAACAAUCCCAAGACUGACGAGCGAGAAGUUUUCUUGGCCUCCUAUCACUCUAAAAAAGAAAGUGGGGAGGGGACAGUGUGGAUAGCCAAGUCGUCUGCUGGAGCUAAAGGUGCUGGUAUUUUGAUAUCCCAUGAUGCUAAUCAACUGCUGGAGUAUAUUGACAAUCAGGGACAAGUUCAUGUUAUUCAGAAGUACCUGGAGAAACCUCUUCUUCUGGAGCCGGGACAUAGGAAGUUUGACAUCAGGAGCUGGGUGCUUGUAGAUCAUCAGUACAACAUCUAUUUAUACCGGGAGGGCGUGCUGCGGACUUCCUCCGAGCCCUACAACAGCUCCGACCUCCAGGACAUGACCAGCCACCUGACCAACCACUGCAUCCAGAAGGAGCACUCGCAGAACUACGGACGAUACGAGGAGGGGAACGAGAUGUUCUUUGAUGAGUUCAGGCUGUACCUGCUGAACACUCACAAUGUCACCCUGGAGACCACCAUAUUGUCUCAGAUCAAGCAGAUCAUAAAGAGCUGUCUGUCAUGUAUCGAGCCGGCGAUCAGCACCAAGCACCUGUCUUAUCAGAGCUUCCAGCUCUUUGGAUUUGAUUUCAUGGUGGACGAGAGCUUCAAAGUGUGGCUCAUUGAGAUCAAUGGAGCUCCAGCCUGUGCACAGAAACUAUACCCAGAGCUCUGUCAGGGUAUAGUGGACGUGGCUAUUUCCAGCUUAUUCACCAUGAACAACGGCGGCGACCCUUCCUCAGCUUCCUCUUCACCUUACUCCUCCUCCCCAUCCUCCACGUUCACCACCAACUCCACCAACUGCUCCUCUCCCAAACUGAGAGGUCCCCUCCACGUGGGCCCUUUCACUCGACUGUAAGCACACGCUCAAAUAUUCCUCCCGUCUCCUCUAUACUAGAAGCUUCUUCCAUGCUCUGUCCUCACUCCUAAACUCCACCUGAGAAGUAGCACAUGCCUUUUAAUUGUACCUCGCCCGUCACACCUGGAGCGAGUCUCGCUUUUUAUGGAAAUCACUGAUCUGCAGAAAUGAUCUCUGCUCUCCUGAUUAUGCAUAUUAUGAAUCUGAGGAAGCGACAAACUUUCUGGGAGUUUCCAAAUGAGGACAGAUGCCCUUCCAUCUCAGUUCCACCACCACCUGUUUCUCCCCAAAUAGAUUCAUGAAUGGAGGUCUGAAGGAUGCAGAGACGCUCCAACUGAGACUGUAGUGCCUUACAUUUCCAACCAUGCUCCCUUAAAAAGACUGCCAGUUAGCUUGCUCUAUUACUGUGACUUGUACUUGUUCUAAAAGCCUUUGCACUGUUGCUGAAUACAUCCAUACAUCUAUUCAGUCAGGUCAGUCCACAAGAAUUAGCAUAAAAUAGACACCUUGUUAUUUGAGCUCUUAGUGAAUUUGUGGGAUUUUGAAUGCUAAUUUUCUCAUCAGACACUUUUUUUCUUAUUUUUAAUUUUUUUUUUUAAUUUCAGCUUGCCUGCAGCGACCUAUACACAUUGUUUUCAAUGAGGAAUGCUAGCAGUAAAGAAGCUAUGAUGGAUAUGAUUAAACUUGUAAAGACUAACGUACUAACCUAACGUGUCUGAUGAGAUAAACAUUCAAGAUGUCAAGAUCAACAUUGCUCUUAACCGGAGUGUUUGGACACUACAUAUUAUUAACAUUGAGGACAACGGGGGGGCAUUAGUGAGCAGGGAGGCCGUCCUUCAGCUGGGAAACCCAGGUUUAAUCCCGUCCCAACAAGCUCUGCUAAAGUGUUCGUGACCUUUGACCUUUCUAUUGCAGUGAUGGAAAAUCUAAAAUGAAGUAUUAGCCUCUGUUCUCAACUCUUUCCAGCCGAAGACAUCUUGAGGUUUUAUUUUUCAUUAGGAAGAGAGCAUGUUUGUGUGAAAGCAUGUAGGCGUUUGCAUCCUCAUACACAUCCACACAGCACCGUUUGCCCUAACGUCUGUUUUUUUUUUUUCCUGAUCUAUGAAAAGCUAGACUGUAAUUGUAAAGUGUCGUCAACAUGUGUGUGGAUUUUUGAACUGUCGAAAUGAAAUUAGAGUAGAUUGUACAAAGUGUGUUACUACGGCCCCAUGAAAUGAAACUUCACAUCAUAAACAACAUUUUUGUUCAAAGGAAAUCUGAUAAUGACAAAAAACAUGCCCUCAUUCAUACUUCAUACACUACUCUUAUAAUCAUUCUGUGUCAAAUUGUGUUUUUACCAAAGAGAAGUCAGUGGCAACCAGAAAGUCACAGUAUACAGACACUAAUCUUCAUCUCGUCACUGCCUCUUCUUCGGUUACUGCUGGUGUUUGAUCAUGUCACCAACUGGCUUUUUAAAAAACUGUUAUCAAGGUUUCACAUCAUGGAUGACUGAUUUUUUUUUCAGUUUCAUGGGGUCCCUAAACUAUUUUACUUCUCUGCUUUUGUUUUGACUGUCGGUCUCUUUGUGAAUAGAUGAGACCUGAGAGGUGUAGCUCUCCUAGAUGACUUGUGUCCAAUCUUAUUAUGUUACUGUUUGUUGAAAAAGGAAUGCAAACUUGUUUCUGUAGACAUGAAACUUUCAAAUAGCUUGACUUUUGUGACAGUUGGGUAGUUUCCUGCUCCUCAGUGGCGACUGUUCCCACUGAAGUUCAACUUUAGCGUGCUCAUUUAGCUUCAGAGUAAGUCGUUACAGCAGUUUUAGUAGGUAGGUGUGUCAUAAUUUCACUAUCCCUGCUGUUCCUCUGUUUUAACCUCAUUUCAUAUGUGUGGAGACUUUGUUUCUCGUGUCUUGAGUUUCAUAAGUUAAGGGACAUCAUAAGAGCAUUUAUUUAUGUUUUAAUCACUGUGUAUUUGUGUUUACAAGUUAACUCUGAGGAAUGAAGGAUGUGUAAGUGGCUGACAACAAUAAGUUGUGUCUGUGUGAUGUGCUGAAUGUCAGGAAGAUGGAAUAGUUACAGGGCAGGUUACACCGACAUGAAUUCAUUAUUAUUCUAUGAAAGCAAAUAUGAAUCAAUUUCUGUUGUGCUCAGUAUUACAGAGCCCUGUUGUAGCUGAAAAAAAGGUUUGGAAAGAUAUAAUAUAAUGUAAGUAGAUAAUGUCAUGAUUGUGUUGACAGAUGGGAUACAGGUGUGACUGCUGAUUUUUGGAAAUAUCAAAAGCAAACUUUCAGUAUUUUUUUUAAUUAAAUUUGUAGGGAAAUGUCUUUCCAUCAAAGGGAAGGGUGCCUUAGAGGGAGUUGCAUAUUGAUAAAAAGAAGCAAUGGACCUCCAGCAUUUAAAUGCACCUUCAUUUGUUUGUUUGUAUUGAAGUGAAUUUGCCUCAUUCAUUUUUAGACCUUUAGACUUUUAAAUUCAAUGAUGUCGUUUCCUCUUAUUCAGAGUUUCUUUGCACAUCAUUUUUUAUCAUGUUUCUUCUCAUGUGUUUCAUAUUCCUAUUUUGAUGUUUCCUAGAUUUCCUCAUUUUUACCAAAGAUAAAACUCCUGCUGUAUUUUCAGUGUCUAAUAAUGUUUUGUAGUUGCUAUAAUCUGGACAUUAUCUCAUUAAUUGGCCAACAUGAUCUAAAAGCAAGUGUCAUAUUCAGAGGGAUGUACGUGUUGUGUUUUUGUUAGGUGAUGUUUUAUCCAGAAUCUUGCAUGAGCAUUUGUCUUUAUCAGAAACAAUAUUACUAGAAUAAAAUAUUAUGACCAUUAUCGAGCUUCUGUCAUGCAUAUUUCUACACUAGGUGGUCUACUUGACUCAGUCGGCAAAGACCAACUCUGAUACUUAUCUUCUCAUCAAAAAGGAAAACAAAACUACUUUUCCAAAAGGUUCAACUAUUUCUUUAAUAUCCGUAUAGUUCUUCUGGCUACCAAGCAACACUGAACAAGAUGAAGGAAGUCUAGUUUAUCUGGACUGUGAGCUUGUGGAUAAGAAACUGAAAAACAGGAACAUGUAAAGGUUGAUGUGAUACAACAGUCCUGUAAUAAAUGUUCAGUUUUUGCUUCAA
Messenger RNA from Thunnus maccoyii (southern bluefin tuna), 4923 nucleotides. RefSeq names its product tubulin tyrosine ligase (gene ttl). Gene Ontology annotation, biological process: protein modification process. The record is from RefSeq and is a predicted model, not a curated record. NCBI's taxonomy places the organism in Eukaryota, Metazoa, Chordata, Actinopteri, Scombriformes, Scombridae. The coding region runs from base 603 to 1838 and encodes 411 amino acids. The transcript is spliced from 7 exons.